This is a messenger RNA of Vicia faba (fava bean), 351 nucleotides long. Lineage: Eukaryota; Viridiplantae; Streptophyta; Magnoliopsida; Fabales; Fabaceae. The record is from the annotation of a GenBank genome assembly.
AUGUGUAUUCCUAUCAUCAAACCUGUUUCUCCUCCUACACAUAAGAGCAAACACCUAGUCAAAGCUUUUACUCCAUCAAAAUCCUUGAAAACUAGUCAAACUUCCUCUAUUUCAAUUCCAUCCCCUGACAGAAUCCCAAUAUCAACUCCUCUACCCAUAUAUGUUGAAUCACCAAAACUUCUUACAUCUCCACCACCUGAAAAUCAAACUGUGAAAAGUCCUCCUUUAACUAAAAUAGAUCCACUAUGUGCUAUAAGCCCAAUGGCUGAGGAUAUCUCUUAUGAUGAGGCAACAAUCUCUCAACGAUCAUUCCUACAUCGUCUUGCCUUGAGAAUAUAUUUGCUGAAUUAA